GGGACCGGCACGGCCGGAGCGGGAGCGCAGGGAAAUUCUGGCCUUGCGGGAGGCGCUGUUCGCCGGCAGGUGAGGGGCCCUCAGCCAGGGAAGAGACUCCAAACGAACCAAAAGCCCGAAAAGAGCCAGAAGGAGAAGAUGGAGGAAGCAGAAGAGGAUGACAUGGCAUGCGGAGACUUGGGGAACGGGCUUGGGAGAAGACCGGGAGGUGUUUAUGAAGGGGAAAACUUGCUGAAUUACUAUUCAGUUAGGUCUAGGAAGGGAUCUGGAAAGACCUGUAGCUCCCCCCUGUCAGCAGAGGAAAGCGAUGCUGCAGCUCUUCCUGCUGCAAAACGAAACAGCCUUUUCGAGGGAUCGCUCAAAAAACCUGCCUCUAGCUCCACACGACACAAUAGCUGUGAAUCUAAUACUGAAGUGUCAAAUGAAGAACUGAAGCAACAACUUCAGGGAGCUCUGGAGGAAGUUGAAAUUCUGAAAGUUGAGCUUGAAGCAUCUCGAAGGCAGCUCGAAGGAAAAGAUGAAGCCCUGAGAAUCCUGCAGAGCAUGGCAGUGUUUGAUAAAGCCACAAGCCACACGAAAGCAAUGCUUCAGAAAACUGAGGAGGAAAAGAGGACUUUGGAGAAGGAAAUAAAUAUCUUGCAGUGGGAAAUUGAAUUUGAUCAGGACAGAUUUAAAAACAUAGAAGACACCUGGACAGAAAAAUAUGACAGGAUAUACUGUGAAAAUGCAGCUCUUAAGGAAGCAUUGAAACUGAGGACAGAAGAAGUUAAAACACUCAGAGCUGAAAAUGCAAUCCUGAAGCAGCAGUGCCUGGAAUUCCUUGCAAUGCUAGACGUGAAACAGCAGAAGGUUUUUCAGGAGAGCAUGCUGUUGAGUGAAAGUGACAUUACUGAUUUUACGGGUCUUGAACUGGCCGUGCUGGGAGCCUGCAGCUGCAGUCCUGCUGAGGGGCAGCCCUGUCCCUGUGCCAGAGUGGCGGCUCUCACUCGGAAGCAGCUCCUGCAUCUCAAGCAAGAGAUUGAAGAGGUGAAGAAGAGUAAGGAUGAGGCGUUCGUCAUGGCAGAUGCCUUCAGAAUUGCGUUUGAGCAGCAGCUGAUGCAGAGGAAGGACCAGGCCCUGAGGCUGGCAGAAGUGAUAAACGUGAAGAAGGAAACCAGAUUUGCGAACUGGAGACGCCUGCGAGGCACUGAGCGAGUCAAGCUCCCGGGGAACAAGACCAACCUGGGGCGGAAACUAUCGAGCCUGCUGUCGUCAGAUGGGGACUGCAGGAAGGUGGAGGAGCUGGACAACCCCCACGAAAUCCUGCGGAUGCUGAUAGAUCUGGUGAACGACAAGGAGGAGGCCCUGGCGCACCAGCGCAAGGUCAGCUACAUGCUGGCACGGGCGGCCGAGGCCAGGGCGGCAGGGCCGGGGCAGGAUGCGACGGGAAGGUGUUGGCUCGGAACCCCCAGCCCUGCGGCCGCCCCUCAGGCCGAUGGUCACCCUCAGGCCGAUGGUCACCCUCCGGCUGAUGGUCAUGGCCUCCCCACGCCGAGCAGCGCUCCUGGCCUGCCCCUCAGCGGAGCAGCCACACGGCGCCGCAGGCCGCGCUCCUGGCCCUCGGCACUCGGGCACCGCGAGGGAAUGCAGGAGGUCUCGCUGCAGCGACUCCGCCCAUUUCCGCACACCACGCCCACUCGCGCUGUCCGUCAGAAGCGUGGCCCCGCCCCUUCCCCGGCUGCGCCCCACGCCGGCCGUGGCGGGAAGCGCACGCGCAGGGCGGGGAUGGGCGCGGUCGCGGUGACGUCACGCGCGGGCGCGGCCGCGCAGGCGCGUUGCGCACAGCGGAGGGUCGAGGCCGCCGCCCGGAGCCGCCGGCGGGGCCGGGGCGGGCCCUGA
Messenger RNA from Catharus ustulatus (Swainson's thrush), 1878 nucleotides. RefSeq names its product coiled-coil domain containing 125 (gene CCDC125). Gene Ontology annotation, biological process: negative regulation of Rho protein signal transduction; negative regulation of cell motility. The record is from RefSeq and is a predicted model, not a curated record. NCBI's taxonomy places the organism in Eukaryota, Metazoa, Chordata, Aves, Passeriformes, Turdidae. The transcript has 13 exons. The coding region runs from base 139 to 1878 and encodes 579 amino acids. Gene Ontology annotation, cellular component: cytoplasm.